ACGUCACUUUAUGGCGCCGUUGUUGAUGUUAGGGAUGCUAAAGCUAACUGGCUGCACUCAAUGUUUUUGUCUGACUCGUUCGUGUGGCAUAUAAACGAGAUGAAUUUUAGGUUUUGAGGCAGUGCCACCAGAUUUUGCACAUAGCAUAUUUAGUUUAGGUUUAGAGAGCAGAGGAGAGGAAUACGAGAGCAGGGCCCCUAAUGCAGUCUGCCUCGGAGACUGUGGAGAAUGCCUCCAUCCUGUCAGGUGGCUCGGCACAGGACGGUCAUCGGCUCUGGAUCGGCAACAUUGACCCCAAAAUCACAGAGUACCACCUAGUGAAGCUCCUGGAGAAGUUUGGCAAAGUCAAGCAGUUUGACUUCCUGUUCCAUAAAUCAGGUCCUCUGGAGGGCCAGCCAAGAGGAUACUGCUUCGUCAACUUCCACACCAAAGAGGAGGCUGAACGGGCUAUUCAGUGUCUGAAUGGAAAAUUGGCACUUUCUAAGAAGUUAGUGGUGCGUUGGGCUCAUGCUCAGAAGUUCGAACCCUUCAGAGGAGACAAAAAUGUGCCGGCCAGUUUAGAUCCCUCGUCCAGCGAAGCAGAGGAGAUGCCAACCACACUGAGUGUUAAUGCAAAGAUUCGUGCCAUUGAAGCCAAGCUGCAGAUGAUGGAAGAAAACCCGGAUGACUAUUCCGGACCCUCUGCGUACAUCUACAACAAGCCCCCCGAUAACAGAGACAAGAGGUCCCAGCCCUACCGCAAGCAGUUUCGCAAAUUCAGGAGAUGACCUCUUCAACAACUGGCCAAGUGUCUCUUCACCCAACACGAACAGACUGAGAGAUGUGCGCUGAUGAGCUGUUCUUGUGUCUUGGCCAGCGUGAGACUGUGAUACGUCAUGAGAAGAGCGAGUCCAACACCUUUGAUUUGUAGUGCUGUUCUGUUUCUCGGCCAGCGGAGGAGUAUUUUUACUGAAAGACCGGCUGAUAGAAGCAGAAUCUAACCACAAAAUUCUAGUGAAUUUCGUUUUUUUGAUAUUGAUAUUACCCAACUAAUUUCAGUUUAAAGGGAUUUAUCAGUCAAAAGAUCAAUAUUUUGUCAUCAUUUACUCAUUUAUACUCACUCUCAUAUCAGUUCAAACCUGUAAGAGGAUUUUUUUUGAUAAAUGACUGAUUUUUUUUUUAUAAAAAUGAAAGUGAAUGGGGUCCAAUGUUGUUUGAACCCCAAUAUUCUUCAAAAUAUACUAUUUUGUCGUACAGGUUUGAAACAUCAUGAGGGUUAAUAAAUCAUGACAACUUUCAUUUUUGGCUGAAUUAUCCCUUUAAGAGUUUUUGUACCUUUUCAAUUUACAUCCCUUCCUUGAUAUUCUUCCAGAAUAUAGUGUUUUUGUGUGUUUUUCUUAAUCCACGAAGUAAACUGCCCCAUGUGCUGCUUGCGAACGUUGUUGUGAGUCUUAUGAUCCAAAAUCUACAUACAAAUCAGACUUUACCAUUCUUUGUUACCCUGUUGGAGUCCUAUAUCAAGGAAGCACAAUAUUCUGCAUUGUUUAUUUAACUAUUAUAUCUUGCAUUUUUAAGUCUAAAGAGAUAAGGGCUUUUAUCACAUGACCUGGAGUGGGGCACCACAACAGGACAGUUUGGUUCCAGUGUAAAUAUCCAGGUAUUUUGAUAGAUUUCGCUUCUGUUGUGUUCAAAAAUAAAAGAAAUGGUCCUUGA
Molecule: messenger RNA, 1692 nt
Organism: Rhinichthys klamathensis goyatoka
Lineage: Eukaryota; Metazoa; Chordata; Actinopteri; Cypriniformes; Leuciscidae
Gene: rbm18
Product: RNA binding motif protein 18
Exons: 6
Coding region: 201-767 (188 amino acids)
Molecular function (GO): RNA binding
Source: RefSeq, a predicted model, not a curated record